This is a messenger RNA of Loa loa (African eye worm), 801 nucleotides long. RefSeq lists its product as hypothetical. The transcript has 4 exons. Bases 1 to 801 code for a protein of 266 amino acids. Lineage: Eukaryota; Metazoa; Nematoda; Chromadorea; Rhabditida; Onchocercidae. The record is from RefSeq and is a predicted model, not a curated record.
AUGCGUAUGAGUGCUAUCCAAACUGAUGAACAACUUGUAUAUGUGGUACGAUGUUUGAUUGCAUAUGCGGAUGCUUGUGGAUUGUUUAAUUCAAAACCUGAAUUACAACAGAAAGCUGAAAAAUUCUGCGAUGAAUAUACUGCUAUGUUAGCAGCAAAAAAAGCUGCAAGAGAACAGAAAGCUACAGCAUUAGUGGAAACAGAACGAAGUGAAGAUCAAGCAGCAAUAAUAAAGGUAGAAGAGAAAAAAGAAGAACCAUCACAAAGAUCACAGGAGAAUAUAGAACGUGAUGCGACAGUGUUAAGAUUGGAACCAUUAAAAAAGCAACCACAGAAACAAGUUCAAUCGAUACCAAUGGAAUCUGUUGUUCCAAUUCAACAGCCGCAAAAACAACUAGAACCGAUACCAACAAUUUCUGCUACUUCGAUUCAACAACCGAAGAAACAAAUCGAACCGGUACUAGCGGUUUCUGCUGGAACCACAAAAACUUCCACUCAGGAACCACAAAAACAAAUCCAAUCGGUACCAACAUCUUCUGCUGCUUCCACUCAGCAACCACAAAAACAAAUCCAAUCGGUACCAACAUCUUCUGCCACUCCGAUUCAACAAUCGAAGAAACAAAUCCAACUGACACCAACGGUUUCUGUUAUUCCGGCUCAGCAGCAACAACAGAAACAAACAGCGGUAAUUGCGAAGUUGAAACCAGCACAAAAUCUAGGAUUGAAAGCAACCCAAAUGCCAUCCUCGUCAACAUCACCAAGCAAAACACCAAAUUAUGAGCCAAGCUGUCCAAAGAUGUAA